Messenger RNA from Serpula lacrymans var. lacrymans S7.9, 1710 nucleotides. RefSeq lists its product as uncharacterized. The transcript is spliced from 4 exons. The record is from RefSeq and is a predicted model, not a curated record. NCBI's taxonomy places the organism in Eukaryota, Fungi, Basidiomycota, Agaricomycetes, Boletales, Serpulaceae. The coding region runs from base 121 to 1554 and encodes 477 amino acids.
GUCGUCCGUCCAUCAAGAAAAGGGCAGGGACCUCCAGAGGCUCUGCUAGGGGAAAUCAUCUUGCGAGGAUACUACCUGUGCUCAAGGUAAGACAUCGCAGAGGCAUUGCCAACCCGCCGAAUGUACAGUUCCGCCCCGAUCUCGGUCACCAAGACAAACGAGAUACCUAACUUCGAGGCGACACAGCAUGAACAAGCAAAAGUCUUGUCGCAGGAGUGUGCCAUCCACCCUUUGAACAAAGAGGUACAGAGCCAGAUGGAGCAAUCGUUGAAACGUUCUGUAACGCUCAUUAUCUGGUACAAGGCUCAUUGUGACCCUAUCCGUUUGAACCAUGAUGUUUCUACUUUUCCCUUGUUUCAACUCUCCCACUACCCUUCUCUUGUAUCGGACUUGGAACUCUCGCCCCAUUCAUAUAUCGAUACGUUCAACAGUCAGACCUCCCAUUGGGAGCAACAUUUGAUGACGACCGUACGAGUUAUAGACAGAGACCAGAGGCUCCUCUACAAGAUCAGGAAGAGCUUGAUGAACGGAUUUGCAGAAGACGAAUGUCCAGGCUUAAAGGACGAAGUAGCCAUGCAAUCAAGAUCCACCCAGGGAUCCCCCCUGGGAACAUCAUCAGCUUCGAGCCCUUCGAAUCCCCUCAAAAGGCCUGCAGAGGAUAUACCAGAGACAGCUCCUCCCCACAAGAUGUGCAUCACCGAAGGUUAUCUCACCCAACCUUCUUAUCUUGCCAAUAUGAAUCAUAUCAGCAUGCUUCCAAACUCAGGGUAUCCUCAAGACUUGUCUCAACCUGUUGCUUCUUCAAGCUCGAGCCGCUCGCCGAAGGUUGAGUCGCCGGCUAAUUCCACAGCUUAUUACCAUAACUCGUUGAUUUCACCAGGGAAGGGGCUGCCGCCUGGUGAACCGGGUUCCCUCCCCGCUCAUUUCUCACUUUCAGCCAAUAACUCGACCUCUAUCCCAUAUCACCCACAUCCACCCCUGAAGCGUUGGCCAAACGACUAUUCUGUGUCUGAGGUUGCUGUUGGCUUCCGCCAGAUGGAUAGUCUGAUUUCACAGACGCCCACAGUCACUCAGAAGGCUGCUUUCGAGCGCGUUUUUGGCUGUAGGUACGUCAAGUCAACGGUGUGUCGCCAUCGGGGUGUGUGGAGACGCGCGGAUAUCCCUAUAAAAAACCUGUACGAGGCUAUGGGAACAGACGAAAGGGCCGUUUGGGGUGAAUUUGUGAGAAGAGUAGAAGGAAGGCCUCCUGGCAAGGCGGGUCAUUUGGAGGAAGCGAUGGGACAUCCCAUGAAUCCAAGAACAAUGCAGUCAGCGACUUCAACUUCUGCCAAUAACGAUCAACGCUCACCACGGCAGAGAGAAUCGGGAGAGGAGCAGUUAGUUGGGUGUUUGGGUCGUCCCCCUGACGUGGAUGUCCACCCGAAUAUACAGUCCAAAGGCGAAUCUAAUGGCAUGCCGCCUAAUCACGGCGUCGUCGAUGCAGUAUGCAUCCCCGUGUACGAUCCCAGUCCGGCCGGGGCUGAUCCUGAUCCUAGUCCUCAAGUGUCCAGAUGAUAUACAGAUCUGUUACUCUAGAAUUCAAUAUUAAUACAUCUUACACAUUUAUCGUAUUAUCUGUCAUGAUAACGUCUACCAAAGACCAUGGCUUACUACUACAGCUCUUACUACUUUGCUUACUACGAAGUUAACGUAUUCAUGCUGUGAUUUUAA